AUGAGCCACAUCUACGGUAGCCACCUCUCCCCCCUGGCUAGCCCGUCCAUGGUUUACCUGCCGGCCGCGCUCGGCUUCGCCCCCGGGGGGGCGAUGUCCAGGCAGGACCCCCCGCAGAAACCCCCCUACAGCUACAUCGCCCUCAUCGCCAUGGCCAUCAAGGAAGCUCCGGAGCAGAAGGUGACCCUCAGCGGCAUCUACCAGUUCAUCAUGGACCGCUUCCCCUUCUACCACGACAACAAGCAGGGCUGGCAGAACAGCAUCCGCCACAACCUCUCGCUCAACGACUGCUUCGUCAAAGUGCCCCGCGAGAAGGGGCGGCCCGGCAAGGGCAGCUACUGGACCCUGGACCCGCGGUGCCUGGACAUGUUCGAGAACGGCAACUACCGCCGCAGGAAGAGGAAGCCCAAAGCCGCGGGCCCCCCGGACGCCAAAGGUGGCGAGCAGCCGGGGCCGCCCGCUCGCCCCGUCGAGCCCAAGCGAGCCAAGGGCAGCGCGGCCACAGCGCCGGGGGACGCGGGGGUGGCGCGGCCGGGCGGGGGGACAGCGGCUUGUCCCGGGGGGCCACCCCCUGCCGCAGCCCCGCCGCUCAAGAGCGGCUCCCGGGGCCGUAGCUUCAGCAUCGAGAGCAUCCUGGCGCAGGGGCUGCGGCCGCCGCCCCCCGGGGCAGCCCCCAAGGUAGCCCGGGACAGCCCCGCCGCUUGCCUCGGCGGCUCCCUGGUAGCCAGCGGCGGCUUCGGGCCGGCCCUCAACGCGUCCCUUAUGCUCGACUCCCAGGUGCACGGGAGGCUUUACCACAUCGGCAUCCCCUUCCUCUCCUGCUUCCCUCUGCACUUCUCCGAGGCGGUGUUUAAUUUCCAGUAGUUGCCCCACAAUUAACGCGCUGCUCCGGGGGGCGCGAUGGGGAGGGAGAGAGAUCGGACUCAGACCUCACCACGCGGGGAAAGACCUAAAAAAAA
This is a messenger RNA of Sturnus vulgaris (Common starling), 959 nucleotides long. It is a transcript of the gene FOXL1, whose product is annotated as forkhead box L1. NCBI's taxonomy places the organism in Eukaryota, Metazoa, Chordata, Aves, Passeriformes, Sturnidae. The record is from RefSeq and is a predicted model, not a curated record. Gene Ontology annotation, molecular function: DNA-binding transcription factor activity, RNA polymerase II-specific; RNA polymerase II cis-regulatory region sequence-specific DNA binding. Gene Ontology annotation, biological process: regulation of transcription by RNA polymerase II; anatomical structure morphogenesis; cell differentiation.